Molecule: messenger RNA, 747 nt
Organism: Grosmannia clavigera kw1407
Lineage: Eukaryota; Fungi; Ascomycota; Sordariomycetes; Ophiostomatales; Ophiostomataceae
Product: Rho-GDP dissociation inhibitor
Exons: 4
Coding region: 1-747 (248 amino acids)
Biological process (GO): Rho protein signal transduction
Cellular component (GO): cytosol; cytoplasm; membrane
Molecular function (GO): Rho GDP-dissociation inhibitor activity; protein binding
Source: RefSeq, a predicted model, not a curated record
AUGGCUUCCCAAGAACACGACGAUGAAAUCCACGAGCAGACGCCGGGCUACAAGCUGUCGCAGCCCAAGCAGAGCAUCGCCGAAUACCAGCAGAUGGCCAGUGACCACUUGGUCCUGCAUCUCAUUGGAUCAGAUUUGCUGACUUUGGAGGGCAAUGGCGGGGACGGCCUAGGCCGAGCUGAGGCAGCCCUGCCCAGCUCGGACCCCAGCCCCAACCCUGGCCACCGCCUGGGCACCAAUACAGAUGCUGGCGAUGAAUCUCUCCAGCGGUACAAGCUUUCGCUCGGUCUCGGCGGCGGCACAGACCUCAGCGACCCCAAUGAUCCCCGCGUCGCCAUCAUCAAGAGCCUGACGAUGGAGUCUCCCGGCCGCGACCCAGUCACGAUCGACCUCAGCGUCCCCGGCACCGAGACCACGCUGAAGGACCACCCGUUCACGAUCAAGGAGGGUGCUCUCUUCACCAUGGUGGCUACAUUCAAGGUGCAGCACGAGGUGCUGAGUGGCCUGCGCUAUGUCCAGAUCGUCAAGCGGAAGGGCAUCAAAGUCAGCAAGGACAGCGAGAUGAUUGGAAGCUAUGCUCCCAACACUGACAAGCAGCCCCUCUACACAAAGAGAUUCCAAGAGGACGAGGCACCCACCGGUAUGCUCGCCCGCGGCCACUACAGCGCCUUUUCCAGCUUCGUGGACGACGACAAGAAGUCACAUCUGGAGUUUGAGUGGAGCUUCGACAUCACCAAGGAUUGGUAA